This is a messenger RNA of Vitrella brassicaformis, 3916 nucleotides long. The record is from the annotation of a GenBank genome assembly. NCBI's taxonomy places the organism in Eukaryota, Vitrellaceae.
UCACAGGACCAAAGUGGGCGCCGCCGCUGCUGCUGCUGGUGAUGUUGUUGGGGACGUUUUUGCAGGGAGCACUUGUAGCCCCGUCUCGUCAUCCGCUGAUGGUCUGUGUGUGUGCUCGCGUAUUUUGUGGUCGUCCCUUGCAGACACGGGGUCGCGAUGAAAAGGGAGCAAAUUCCUCUCGCGAUACAAAAUGUAGCCAGCGAUAUCUCCUGCAAAGACAAACAGACAGAGACACAAGGCUGGAUCACCUGGAAGAGCUUUCUGUACCGUGAGUGCAUUCAUCCAUCCAUUUGCCUUUGGGCUGCUCCUCUCCUCACCAUGGUGGACUCCUGCAGCGGUGGUGGUGGUGGUGGUGGGGCGUUGAUGGUGGGGCUUCGACGGCCUUGACCGUCGUGGGAGGGGGCUGGAGGGGUGACUCGGUGUCGGUGACGGGUCCGGGACAGCUCGAAUUCGAUCCACCUCGCUCCCAGCUCGCCCGCCACCCCACCCUGCACCGUGCUGGUCGGCCGCCACUGGAUGAGGACGUUGUUGCCGCUGGUGUCGCCGUGCACCAGGCCGCUGUCGUCCCCCCGCACCGCUGGAGAAGAUGUCGGCCAGGCCUUCGCGCAGCAACACUGCGAGCUGGCGGAAGUGGGAGCCCGUGACUCCCAGACGUGCCAGCGUAACCCGCAGGCGCCGCCUCCUGUUGAGGGGGUCGGGAUCGGGAUCGUCCUCGUCGUCGCUCUCGUCGCCGUCAUCGGCCUCCUCGACCUCAUCGUGAUCCGCGUUGCCCUCGUCUCGCGGCUCCAGCAGCUUGGCCUCUGCGGCCAGCUUCGCACACUGCUCCGGGGUCAGGACCUCCUUCAUUGGCACGCCUCGCGUCUCGCGCAGGUAGCGCUUCCUCCACUGGGCCAUGUCCUCACCGGGUGACGCUGCAGGCAGGAGGGCAGCACAUGACACACACAUCAUGCGAUGCGAUACGAUACGCAAUUGACGAUACGCUGUGCGCAUAAACUCCUCGUGCAUUGGUCUGAGCGAUGUGUGUCUGUCUGUAGACCCACCUUUUGGCAGGGAAGAUGACGGUCUGGGCCGGCGCAGCUCCUCCGCUACUACUGGUGGCAGAAAAAGCUGCAUAACACAGAGCGAAAUCCAACACACAGCGAAAUCCAUCCAUCCAUCCAUUCACUGCUUUCUCUUUCCGGUCUGCGUAUGGCGUUGGUCACUUACCGAUUCGCUCUGCCAUGUAAAAGAGCCCCCUCACUCCCAGCACGCCGUCCCUCGUGCCCGGCUGCUCCCCGCAGCGAAUGGGAAAGAGGCCCGGCUCUCCAUCCGCCCCCUUUAGGCCACCCCUUUGCCAUGGCCGCACGUAUGGCCGCCUGCCGUCGGCCGGCACCUCCCCGAAGGCCGUCAGGGUGGCUGUCAGGGUGCUGCGACGGGCGGCCAGCUGCUGCAUGGCCGCCACUCCCCUCUUGACGGUCGCGCUCAGACGAAGGAGGUCAUCUGGGCUUAGCUCUGGAGUGCCCGGCGCGAAAAGGGAAAGAAGUUCCUCUCGUGAUAUAAAAUGUAAACAGCGAUGCCUACUGCAGACAAAGGGACAGAGAGGGACACAAGGCAGACACACAUUCAGAUCACUUGGACGUCCUCGUGUGCUGCAAAUACCUUCUUUGUCUUCUGAGGGUGCCACUGACUGAAGGAGGUCUUGAGGGCUGAGCUCCGGAAUGCCGGGCACCGUCUCCUCCUUCCUGUUGACGGUGGCCGUCACCGCCGCGAUGCCUUUGGGCACCGGGCACUUCAGCACUAGCCUCCGCCCCGCCGACUUGCCCUCGGCGAUGGCAAAGCUGUCGCUGUAGUGCAGCAUGCGGCGGCCAGCCGUGCGAAAGCUGGAGAGGGUGGCCAGCGAAUCGACUGAUAUGGCCGCCGCAUGCUGUGUGGGGGAAGCGGGGACGAUUUGGGCGUGGGGCAGAAGGGGCGAGGAGCCGUCGGAUGCCGCGCCCUCAUCGUCCAUGUCGGCCGCCGCUGGCGAGGCUGGUGCUGCUCGCGGUGGCGCUGGCGGGGUGGUGGUGGUCUUGUCCCCCUCCUCUGCCCCACUCGGCUCCUCGAGGCUGCCCUGGUGGUCGGCUGUGUGGCUGGCAGGUGCAUCGGGCUCGACAACACGGUCGCAUCUGAAUGAACGAAGGCACAAAGGAAGCGACGCUAGAUAUGCGAAAGCAAAUCUCAUUCAUUUGUGGUCUCGUCGGCUUACUGUCAGAUGGCGGUUGAGGGCCAAUGAGCUCCAUGAACGCAACAGAGAGCUCCGCCCCCUUCCCAAUCUGACGCUGGAACCCGGGGGCCGCGAUGUCAAUGAAAGAAAUGAGACUCAGGAUAUAAAAUGUAGCCAGCGAUGUUUGCUGCACACACACAGACGGAGACACGAGGCUAUGUCAUUUGGAAGCUUUUGUGUAUCCUGCAUACCUUCGGGACUCAUUGGUGCGUUCCUGUCCUCAUCAUCACCAAUGUCCUCCUACUUGCUCCACGAGCUCAUGGGCGUCGAGAAGGGCCCUGUCCACUGACUGCAGCAACCAGGCGUGCCGCUUCUGGGCCUUCUCGAUGGUCACCUUCGUCUUGGUCUCGGCGAUGGCCUCUUGGAGGCUCGUGGCGGGGAGGUCGAACAGGUCGCGGACGGCUUCUGUCUCCUUCUCGAGUGGCGCCUCGAAGCGCUUCUUGAAGGUCGCGCCUCGGAAGAAUGUCUGCCACUGGUUCGGCUUGUUGGUGUAGAGUGUGCCGUCCUUGUUGAUCAGCCGGUCCAUGUGUGGCGCCAGCAGCAGAUGGGCGAGCAGCGAGGUCGCGCUCGCCCUUCUGGCCAUGGAGGGUAUCGAUGAGGUCCCCGAUGGAGACGGCGUCUGUCCAUAGCUCGUCCAGCACGGCGUCGUCGUCCUCCUCCUCCUCCUCCUCGUCGCUCUCGUCGUCAUCGUCACCCUCGUUGUAGUCCAGCAGCUCCCUCCUGAGCUUGACGACGGCCGCUCUUCCGCCGGUGUAAGCUGCAAAAGGGCAGACAAACACACACAAUACAAUACAAUACAAUAUGACGGUCACGAACCCGUUCGUUAAUAUGAGUGUCCUGUGUGUGUGCAUGUAGGUGCAUGUCAUAUCUCUGUCAACCCACCUGCUGUGAGUGGCUUCUUCCCGCGCUGACGCAGCUCCUCCUCGACUGCUGGUCGCAGCUGCUCCACUGCUGCCGGCGGCAGAAAAGCUGCAUUACAUGAACGGAAAGAAGGCAAAGUGGGAUUCAUGACGCAGGCAUCUCCGGUUGUCCGGUAGGCUUACCUAUGUAUUUUGACAUAUAGAAGAACCCCCUCACGCCCACGACCUUCUUCUCAGAGCGACAGACCACCCUCACCGGGAAGCGCCCCGGCGCCCUCUCGGCGCUGCCCGCCCUCGUCCCCUUCGGCCACAGCCACUCGCGAUCUGCCGGGAUGGUGCCGGACGCCACCAGUGCGGACGCGAGCGUGCUGCGGCGCGCCGUCAGCUCGAGGAUGGCCUUCACCUCCUGCAGCUGCUCCUCUGUGAGCUCGUCCAGCCCCUCAGGGACGGCGCAUUUGAGGAUGACGCGGCCGGCAGCCGAGUGGCCCUCCAGGAUGGCGAAGUACUUGGGGCUGUGGUGGACGAGGCACCUUACGGAGGGGCGGAAGGUGGAGAGGAUGGCCAGCGACGCCUCCUCUGAUGUGUCUGCCGCCUCCUGUGUGCGCGCGUCAGAGGCCGGUGCGUUGUGGAUGUGGGGCAGCAGUGGCGAAUAGCCGUCAGACGCACCGCCCUCGUCCUCGGUGUCGCCUUUCCAUGACGAUGCGCUUCGGCGUCUCCUCGCCGUUCGUGUCCUUCUGCUUGCCCUGCUCGUCGGCAGGAACAACAAUCGCAGGAACAACACACACACCUCAGAUGCCGGCAGGCAAGGAAAUGUCAU